AUGGGAAAUGACGGUGGAUCGAUUCCAAAACGCAAUGAAUUGGUAAAAGAAAAACAAAAAGAAGUCAGACCAGAUCAAAAUGCUUUAACAAUUGCAAUUUGGUUUUUUUGUGCACUUUCAAAACGACCUUUACAAGAACCUGUUGUAUCGUGUGCUUUAGGAAAAUUAUAUAAUAAAGAUGCAAUAAUAGAAUACUUGUUAAAUAAUAGUGCUUAUGGCGAUGGUGACACUAUAUGUUCACACAUUAACAGUUUAAAGGAUGUAGUAACAUUAAAACUUACUACAAAUCUAAUCUAUAAAGAAAAUCCCAACUCUCAUUCUGAUCAAGGAAUGACAUCAAAAUUUGUAUGUCCUAUUACAAUGAAAGAGAUGAAUGGUAAGUUGAAAUUCGUUUAUUUAAAUACUUGUGGUUGUACAUUUUCAGAACAAGGAUUAAAAGAAGUACCUAGCGAUACUUGUAUUCAGUGUGGUAAACCUUUCAAUGAGAAAAAUAUUGGUGAUGGUGGGAUUGCAUCUUCUGUUACAGCAGCUGUUAAUCUAAAAGUACAGGAACAUUUAGUUGUAGCAAAUACAAAAGCUAAAAAAUCAAAAGCCAUUCAAUCAAUUUAUGCAAAGAAAAAUGAUGAUGAGAAUAAAGUGUCUGAAAGUUAUUUGGUUAGAGGAACAUUUAAUAGAUAUGCAUAA
This is a messenger RNA of Entrophospora candida, 684 nucleotides long. NCBI's taxonomy places the organism in Eukaryota, Fungi, Glomeromycota, Glomeromycetes, Entrophosporales, Entrophosporaceae. The record is from the annotation of a GenBank genome assembly.